Molecule: messenger RNA, 4498 nt
Organism: Anastrepha ludens (Mexican fruit fly)
Lineage: Eukaryota; Metazoa; Arthropoda; Insecta; Diptera; Tephritidae
Product: zinc finger protein weckle-like
Exons: 5
Coding region: 350-2095 (581 amino acids)
Biological process (GO): regulation of transcription by RNA polymerase II
Cellular component (GO): nucleus
Molecular function (GO): zinc ion binding; RNA polymerase II cis-regulatory region sequence-specific DNA binding; DNA-binding transcription factor activity
Source: RefSeq, a predicted model, not a curated record
AAAGUGGCAAUACCAGAUACUAUGUGCCAAGUUUUAAUUUCAUCACCAUUUAGUGCUUACAUUUUUGUUAGUGAAAUAUUAAAAGAAUAAAAAUUAUUAACAAAAUAUCUUUAUGAAUAUGUGAAGAAUGCAGUGCAUUUAGUGUUUUUGUUGUGUAAUACGAUAAUUCGGUGUGUUCCCGAAUGAGUAACUAGUGAUGCAAAAUACUACUUUUACGGAAUUGUUUUUGUUAAUAACUUAUGAAUGGUUCAAACCAAACCCACUCCGUUUUCGGAAUAUUAAUCAUAUCGACUAUUUUUGAUAUAUUUUGGGUUGCGUACCGCAAGCUAGAUAAUUACCCAAAAAAGAAAUGAAAAAGUGUGUAUUGUGCUCAAAGAAAGUGGAGCGGGGUAAAGGACCCUUUUUUGGCGUUCCUAGAGAGGAAUCAGUACGGCAGAUGUGGAGCAAAGCCUGUCGGAUGCAGCUUGAAUCUAAAGAUCUGAUUUGUGUGGAUCAUUUUUCCCGAGCGGAUAUUGCUUUUGCGGGUAAAAUAUACAGAUUGUUACCAAAAGCCAUUCCGAACUGUCCAUUGCUUUGCACAACUAGAACCAACUGUAAGCAAACGGUCCCAGUGGAAGACGAUAUAGAAAUAUCUAAGUUGCAAGACAGUGAAAUGUGCACAACUGAUCCAUCAAUCAAGAAAUGGCAGCGUUGGUGUCGUCUCUGCGCGAAACAUGAUGGUUAUUACUUUGAUAUGUUCCUGGAGCAGUCAUUGAGUUCGGAUAUAAAUCUUCGUUCCAUUAUAGAAGACUUCUUUCAUAUUAAAAUUGGACCGAGAGAUGGGCUGCCCACUUUAUUGUGUACCGAAUGUUGUUCUGCAAUUGCAUCUUUGGAAAAAUACGCACAGCACAUAAAGAAAGUUCAAAAAAUGUACAAAGAUUUAAAAAAUACAGCGAAGUUUGCCGAUAUAAACCUCAAAGAUUUAUAUCAAAAAUACGGUUUAUUCGAGUGCGAGUCAAAUCUGCCCCAAUCAACAACGUCUGCAAUUGAACAAAUAUUUGUUUCUGAUGUCCCAAAUUCAGAUGUUAAAGCUGAAGAAAUUGAAAUCGAUGUGGAUUUCCCCGAUCCUUUCGCAAAUGACAACGAGAAUAUGGAGGAAUGCAGUCAGAUGAGUGUAGAAAGUGAAACGAGUAACAGUAAAACUGACUCUGAGUUUGGCUCUGACGAAUUUGCACAACAAAUAGAAGAAUAUAUUGAAGAGGUCGGCGAAGGCAAGGAUGAAGGCAGUUAUUCCUGCAGUAUCUGCCAGCUGAGUUUCAUGCAAAGUAGAAAGUAUAUGUAUCACAUGAAAAGUAGGCACGGCCCAAAAGCUCCCAUCUGGAAUUGCUCGUACUGUAGUAGUUCUUUCACAUAUAAAAGGGAGCUGGAACGUCAUACAAAACAAAUUCACGAACCGAGUGUUUAUCCGUGUCCACAUUGUGAACGAAAAUUUACCAGAGCCAAAUUCGUCGAAAAUCACAUCAAUGAAGCACAUUCAUUAAUUUGUGAAGAAUGUGGUGAAUGCGUGCCUUCUCAACAGAAACUUGCCGAGCAUAUGGCCAUACACACGGGCCGAUUACCCUAUGAAUGCGAAGUGUGUGGCAGGCAAUAUCCGCGAAAAGUAUACUUAAAGAGGCACAUGGAAGUUCAUGGAGAUAAACAUAUUUGUGCAGAAUGUUCUUUAGAGUUCAAAACCUCCCAAGCCCUUAGACGUCACAGUAAAGUGCAUUCCGAUAAAAAGCCACACGUAUGCAACUAUUGCGGGGACCAAUUUAAGCGGUCCAAAAAUCUGAAGAAUCAUCUAAUUACACAUACUGGCCUCAAACCAUAUUCGUGUGACUUUUGUGAAAGCACAUUUUCAAGUGGAUCAAGUUGUCGUUUUCACAAAAGGCGUUACCAUCCAAAGGAACUGGCUGAACAAGAAAAGGCGGGCGUAAAGCCGUAUACGAAAAAUGUACCUACGUUGAAUGUGCUAAGAGCAAUGAUUCAAGCUGCUGGAAAAGUUCAGAAAGACGAUGCAAGUAUAGGCAAUAAGAGAAAAAGGCUUCCAAAACUAGAUGCUGAGUUAGUUGUCUAAAUAUCGUAGAAACUUUAAAUUUCAUUAUAAGAAUAUAUAUCGCAUAAAAAAGUUCAUAAUCUACUAGAUUCUUCUUCUUCUUAAUUGGCGUGAUAACCGCUUACGCGAUUUUGGUCGAAUUUAACAAAGCGCACCAGUCGUUUCUUUCUCGUGCUAACCGGCGCCAGUUGGACACACCAAGUGAAGUCAAAUCCUGCUCCACCUGAUCUUUCCAACGCAAAGGAGGCCUUCCUCUGCCACCACCAGCUGGUUCCGCAUCGAAUACUUACCGGGUGUUUCGUUGUGCAGGCUCAAUUUUCCGACUGUGGGAACAAAAAUUCCCUCCUUGCCCACCCUGGCGUUGAAGUCACCAAGCACAAUUUUUAUGUCGUGGCGGGGGCAACGCUCAUAGAAGGAAACUUUGGUCGCAUCGUCCUUCUCUUCCGUCGGGGCGUGGGCGCAAAUUAGCGAGAUGUUAAAAAAACGGACUUUGAUGCGGAUUAUUGCGAGACGCUCGUCCACCGGAGUGAAAAACAGUACUUGGCGACGAAGUCUCUCUCCCACAACUCCGACGCCGAAUUUGCGCUCCUUUACAUGGCAGCUGUAGUAGACGUCGCAAGGUCCUAUGUUUUUCUUGCCUUGCACCGUCCAUCGCAUUUCUUGAAUUGCAGUAAUGUCAGCCUUUACUCUCGCGAGGACAUCAACCAGCCGGGCAGAGCACAUUCCCCAAAUCGUACGGCCAAGGACUGUCAUUCCAGUUGCAUUCCCCUAUGUGAGUAUAGGGAAUGUUUAUGCUGUUACAACAACAACAGCACCUUCCCAUUAGGGGACCGGACAUUCCAGGUGCAUGCCCUCAAGCCGUCAUCAGUAAAGGAAGUUCUCAUCCGAGGCUUUGUAUAUAUUUUCAUUGGGGAGGAUUUUUAAGUGGCGGGUCCCAGACCCGGCGCACAACCAGCUAUCCUGGAAUGCUUCGCCUUCUCACGUUAGCUAACUCCCGAACGGGUGUUCGAAAACUACCCAGAGGAUACGUGGGCUAAUCCCGGACGUUGUGAGCUGCUUGUUUGUGUCAAUUGAUAACGUGACAUUGGUGGGUUCACCCUACAAUCAAGAUUUUUCUCGUUGGACACCGCAUAAUUUGACAAUUGGCCAAAAAAGGACUGUUGCCGAUUGGUGUAAAGUAAUUUUGAAGAAAUCAGUCGCGGUGAUGCAAAGCACGUCGAAGACAUUGUAACAAGUGAGGAAUCUUGGACCUAUACAUAUAAGCCGGAAACAAAACACCAACCUACAGUAUUGGUGUUCCAAGACGAGCUUAAUCCAACAAAAGUUAUUCGCGAAAGAAGUACCUUAAGGCAAAUGGGCACCUGUUUUUUGGAAAAUAUGGUCAUAUCCUAACUUUACCUCUAGUUAAACUUAAGACAGUCAAUUUUGAGUGGCACACAGUCAAUUGUUUGCCAGAAGGUUUCGGAGAAUUAAGGAAAACCAAAUGACGAAGACGAAUCAUACUUCACCAAGACAUUGCGAGUUCUCACGUAUCGUCAAAAACAGCAGAGUUUUUUUAUUACUUGAAAUUAAACGAUUUAAAAUUAUUUCUUACUUACUUAUUAAGAGUUCAAGUAUUCAAAUAAUAUUUAGAUAAAAAUAUUCGAAUAUCAUAAAUCGGUUAAUAACAGUACGAACGAAUACUGUCCAAAUAUUCGGUUAACCGAAUAACCGAUUAUUCCAUAUACAUCAAAAUAUUAUUUUGAAAAUAUUCAUUGUUAUAAUACGUUUACAUAUAAGUAGAUGAUCUAUUUCGCGCUUAACUCAAAAUCCGUAUUUAAAAAACGCGCUUUCCCAUACAAAAUUAGUCCCCCAAAAUCUGAGAUUAUAAAAUAGUCCUAGAUAAUAACGAUACUUUUUGACAUACAACCCUGUGUUUUGUGUUAUCGAUAAUUAUUAUUAUCAAAAUAAAAACUAAAUAAAACGGAUGCCGGCAAAGAAAGCAAGUCUGUAAACAUAAUUCUAAUAAAAUUUUUGUUAAAUAAUUUUUAAAUAUGAAUUAAUUUUACAAAAGCGUGUGUCCAUAAACGUUUUGUCGUCUUAUUAUUUAUUAUAAAGUGUAAUAUCGAAUUUCGAAUGCGUAUUGCUGCCAUAAUUUUUUGAAAUCUCAGUAAACAUCGUUUACGGGUUUCCUCCAACUAUUUAUUACUAGCAGUCAGUUGAGAAAUUAAAUUAGGUAUUCCUUCUCCUUGUCUUCUUCAUAUCGUGAAUAAUACUAAUAAUAAACUAAAAUAUUCCACCAAAGUAAUUUCUAUGAAGAGAAAUCUUUCAAAUCAGUCUUGACAGUUGAUUGUAGACGUGUAGAUUAGAUUUGUGGAUCUAUUGCUAAUAAAUGCAUAUGUGAAUGUACUUUUAAAUUAUGACAGCCCGAAUUAUUAACAAUAU